AUGUUAGGCUCUUUUGCUCGUAUUUUCCCUAUCCUUUCGCGUUUUAUUUUCGAUGGAUCGGUUGUCUUCCAUAUCGUCCCUCCAUUUUUGCCCACAAUUGCGAUACCAUCAGACGCUUUUUGUGUUUGCCCAGUGCAACCAAUCUAUUGGCUCGUCUGCCCGGCCGGAAGAGCACCGGUAUUGAUUCACACUCUCUUAGCUUAUCGACUACCUGAUUGGCCCAUCUUUCGGCUUCCCCAGACAUCUUUACACCGGAUUGUCGCCCAGGCUACACAGCCUUAUGUUCUUCAGAUCCGGACUUCUUCUGUGCCGGGCUUCUUCUGUGUCUGUCUUAGAUGGGCCGGAGCGUACAGCUUUUUGAGCCAAUUGCAGUCCGUAAUUCGCGUCGUCUUCGUCUUUGGGCCUUUGAUUUAG
Protopolystoma xenopodis is the source of this 414-nucleotide messenger RNA. Lineage: Eukaryota; Metazoa; Platyhelminthes; Monogenea; Polystomatidea; Polystomatidae. The record is from the annotation of a GenBank genome assembly.